Messenger RNA from Andrographis paniculata, 1254 nucleotides. RefSeq lists its product as uncharacterized. The transcript has a single exon. Bases 1 to 1254 code for a protein of 417 amino acids. Lineage: Eukaryota; Viridiplantae; Streptophyta; Magnoliopsida; Lamiales; Acanthaceae. The record is from RefSeq and is a predicted model, not a curated record.
AUGGCAGGUUCACAGCCUCAAUCAUCUUCGGCGCCAGUGGGCGAAACGGUUUCACCACCUGUCAUGCCAAAUACAGGAGAAAUGCCACAAACACCUGCUGACUGGGUUUCUUAUGUUCAGCAAUUGAACAACCAGCAUAAUUUGGCCAUGCAGAAUAUGUUGCGCGAGCAACAAAUGUUGCGGGAGCAACAAAAUCUUAUGCAAAAUACGUUAAAUCAGGCGUUAUCAAGGGUUACUUUGCAACCCAUCCAGACGCCACCAGAACUAUCACCAUCCAGGUUACAGGCAAAUUUUGCGGGGCCUUCAUAUGUGGACAGCACUUUUCCAAGUGUUACUGCCCCAAGGGUUGACAGAGGGAAGACUCCUCUUACAUACCCGAAUAAUAUUCCGUUGGGUGUUAGGACCGAGCCUACCGACUUCAGAGGGGAAAGAUUGGGAGGCCAGGCUCACAAUCCCAUUCAGGUGUUGGAUCAUGUCCUACCCAGAGUAGACCCAGAGGACAUUGCUCAGGUUUUGAGGGUACAUUUUGGAAUGAACCCCCAGACGAUCAACAGACCUGCGUACCAGAGGCCAUUUCCAGAAAGAAUCAUCAACGAGCAUCCGCUUCCAAGGAAUUAUAGACCACCAGAUUUUCAUUCAUUUUCUGGAGAAGAUGGGGCUUCAACUAUUGAGCAUGUGGGACAUUUUACGGCUCAAUUAGGGGAAGUAGGCAAUAAUUCUUUCUAUAAAUUACAAUUGUUCGGGUUAUCACUUACAAGGACCGCUUUUUCAUGGUUUGCAAAUUUGCCACCCAGGCAGUUGCAAACCUGGGAGAGUCUGGAGGCAGCAUUUCAUGCAAGAUUUUUUAAUCCUCUCCUGAAAGCCUCACUCACAGAUCUUUUGAAGAUCCGACAGAUGCCAGAAGAGACCGCGUAUCAGUUUAUUGAACGGAUACGACUCAUGAGAGGCAGAUGCCCGACAAUCAUCGAGGAAAGUGAAAUGACCAAUUUGGUGGUCAGGAACAUGCAUUCCAGACUUCGGGAGGCAUUGACAGCCCAUGAUGUUCAAGACUUGGCUAGUCUGGCCUCCAAAGCAGGGAGAUUGGAGUCUUUGUUUAGAGAAAAAGAUCACAACUUUCGUCGGAACAGGGUACAGCAAAUGGCUAGUGUUGAUACAGAUAUUUAUUCGCCAGAUGAAGGAAAUAUUCUUGAAGAGAUGGCAACUGAAAUUGUGAAUGGCAAACCGUACGUAUGUUCGAAACUAAGCCAUUGCUAG